Messenger RNA from Striga hermonthica, 890 nucleotides. Lineage: Eukaryota; Viridiplantae; Streptophyta; Magnoliopsida; Lamiales; Orobanchaceae. The record is from the annotation of a GenBank genome assembly.
UUAUGUUCAUCAUCGUAUUAUCAUUCUGAAAGAAAACAAAAUCUGUUCUUGCGUUCUAUUUUCCCUUUCGAAUACAUCCUCUACAUCAGUUGGUAUCAGCAGACCAGCCGACGAUCCACGAUGCCGCCGAAGAAGGACAAAGCCGUAAUCGACAAUUCCAUCGAUGAACGAUUUCAUAGGAUUGAUGAGCGUUUUGACGGAUUUGACGAACGAUUUACGGACCUAUCAUCGGGGUUUGAGGAAAUGCGACUGACAAUGCGUACAAUGAUGGACGAGAUGCGUCGAAACCGCGAUGGGGCUGACCGGGGCAAUCGCGUGGGACAGCGGGGAGGUCGUGGAGGUCGAGGACUUGGCGGGGCGCCCCGCCGACUGUCACCACCUCUGCCGACCGGCGAGGAUUCAGACGAGACCGUAACCCUCGAAAACCCGUUCGCUGAUGGAGUUUAUCCGCGGGCCACGGUUGACGGUGGUCUAGGGUUUCGGCACGGCGGGAAUCGGGAGGCGCGUGAUGGCGAUUGGCGUCCGCGUCGUCGGUUUCCUGGGCGACCAGACGUGGAGGCGGGAAGAAAUUUUCGCCGGGAGGGUCCGACUUCCGAUGACGAUUUGUGGGAAGAGGACGGCUUUGGUCGCCGCGACCGUGAGCUGUACGCCGAUGAGGAAGACGCCGCGGGACUGUGGCAGCAGCGACGUGGGGAGGAUGAGCGAGCAGCGGCGGGACAUGACCGACACCGGCGUGCUUUUGAGGGCGGCUGGAAUGAUGGCCUGGGAACGUACCAGCGUGGCGUUCGGCGCCCGAUAGAUGGUGGCGAGGACUCGCGUUGGGAGGCGGGAUUUCGGGUUGAAAUUCCGGAGUUUUAUGGCAGUGUGGAGCCGGGCGAUUUUGUGGAUUG